Messenger RNA from Fusarium sp. VM40, 1737 nucleotides. The record is from the annotation of a GenBank genome assembly. NCBI's taxonomy places the organism in Eukaryota, Fungi, Ascomycota, Sordariomycetes, Hypocreales, Nectriaceae.
AUGUCGGAUCCUUCCAACCAGAAUGCAGGGUCAAGCCGAACCGUAUCUGAUCCCAUUGUGUUGCCACCCAAGAUAUCAAGCGAGAGUUUUCACAUAUUCAUCGCAGAGGCCAAAGGCAUCAGCAGCGCAGACAAUGUGACAAUCGUCGGAAGCAGUGAACAGUUCAACAAACAAGACUACCUUGAUCCAAGUAAGGUCCAUGAUAUGUUCCACAUUGCGGGCAAAGAACAUUUUAUAUCCUCAGCUGUGAUCACACCCCGCGACGUGUCCGAGGUUCAAGCCAUCGUCAAACUCGCAAACAAAUACAGCAUUCCUCUAUGGCCACUGUCUGUUGGCCGUAACGUUGGAUAUGGCGGGGCUGCUCCCAGAGUUCCGGGGUCUGUUACGCUCGAUCUGGGCAAGCACAUGAACAAGAUCCUCAAGGUCGAUGUUGAUGGCGCCUACGCUCUGGUUGAACCCGGUGUCACAUACGCCGACCUUCACCAGUAUCUGGUGGACAACAAUCUUCGUGAUAAGCUUUGGGUCGAUGUUCCUGACCUGGGAGGAGGGUCUGUUCUCGGAAAUACCACUGAACGAGGGGUCGGGUAUACACCAUAUGGAGAUCAUUUCAUGAUGCAUUGUGGCAUGGAGGUCGUCCUGCCAGAUGGUACUCUCGUUCGCACAGGAAUGGGUGCACUUCCCAACCCCAACGCAGAUCCCAACGUACCACCUCAUGAGCAAGAACCCAACUCCGCAUGGCAACUUUUUAACUACGGUUUUGGCCCAUAUAACGACGGAAUCUUCACCCAGUCCUCGCUUGGCAUUGUCGUCAAGAUGGGUGUCUGGUUGAUGGUUAACCCAGGUGGCUACCAGUCAUACAUGAUCACUGUCCCUAAAGACGAGGAUCUUCAUCAGGCCAUCGAGAUUAUCAGGCCACUCCGGACAUCAAUGGUACUCCAGAAUGUACCCACUAUCAGGCAUGUGCUUCUAGAUGCAGCAGUCAUGGGAAAUCGUGCUUCAUAUACUACUUCUAAUAAGCCACUUAACGACCAAGAGAUUGAUGACAUAGCAAAGAAGCUAAACUUAGGACGUUGGAACUUUUAUGGAGCACUUUAUGGGCCAGAACCCAUCAGAAAGGCCAUGUGGGAGGUUGUCAAACAGUCAUUCUCAGCUAUCCCCGGCGCUAAGUUUUACUUUCCUGAGGAUAUGCCAGACAACGUUGUUUUACAGACGAGACACCUUACCAUGCAAGGCAUCCCUACCUAUACCGAACUAGAAUGGGUAAACUGGCUUCCCAACGGUGCACAUCUCUUCUUCUCACCCAUCGCCAAAGUUACUGGCGACGAUGCCAUGGCGCAGUAUCACCUCACUCGUACGCGUUGCGAGGAAGCCGGGUUCGAUUUUAUCGGUACUUUUGUAGUUGGCAUGCGCGAAAUGCAUCACAUCGUCUGUUUGGUAUUCAACCGAGAAGACGAGGAUUCAUGCCGCCGUGCGCACCAGCUCAUUUGCACUCUGAUAGAUGAAGCCGCUAAGAGAGGAUGGGGUGAGUAUCGCACGCACCUAGCUUUGAUGGAUCAGAUCGCACAGACGUACAACUUCAACAACAAUGCUCAGAUGCAUCUCAAUACCCUCAUCAAGAAUGCUCUCGACCCCAAAGGGAUUCUAGCUCCGGGCAAGAAUGGCAUUUGGCCUCAGAACUACAAGGCGGAAGACUUCGCAGUCGUGCCAACAUCAAAAGUGCCGGGACCUCGUCUUUAA